Molecule: messenger RNA, 2675 nt
Organism: Dioscorea cayenensis subsp. rotundata (Guinea yam)
Lineage: Eukaryota; Viridiplantae; Streptophyta; Magnoliopsida; Dioscoreales; Dioscoreaceae
Source: RefSeq, a predicted model, not a curated record
CUCCGCCCCCCUUUCCAUGGUGCCGAUGAGCACUUUGCCCGAAAUUACCCGCUUGUUUGCCCUACUAGCUUCCGAUCUCCGGCGAUCCAAGGCUGGCGCCGGCGCCGAAGGGGACGAAUUCGUUGGGCCAGUCUCGGCCCUCAUCCGUUCUCUCAACCCCGGCGACGAUUGCCAGCCUAGGGUUCGGGUUCUUGACGCCGCACUCUCUCUCAUGUGCUUCAAAUCCCUCGAGGUGUGCCAUGCUCGGAUCGAAGCCACGGUUCAAACCAUCGUUGCGGUGCUCACCUCGCUGGCCUCGUGCAAGGUCAUCCGGCUCAGUGGAGGGCGUGGGGAGGUGUUGCAAGUGGGGAACUCUAUCUCCUAUGAAGAUUGCAAUGACCUGAUCAGAACUUGUGGUGAUGUGAUUGAGAGUUUAGAACGGCAUGGUGGACUUUCUUGUAGACUGUUAUAUGCUGCUUUCAAAGCUGCACUAUCAUCAUCUCAUUAUUCAAGUUUAUUCCCAUUUUCAUCAACUUUUUGUGAUAGAAAUGGAAAAGGAAGUGAUGGCUCUUCUGAGAUGAAAUCUGUAGUGUCAAAGCUGACUUAUCUGCUUCCUGAAGAUUCCUCUGCUAACAACCAUGAUGAUGUUCCAAUGAGGUUAAUUUUGUGGAGCCUUGAUCCUUUGAUUUUGAAGCAUGAUAUUUCAGAAAUUUUGCGGGAAAAAAUUAGAAGACCAUUUCUUUGCUUGAAGAAAGAGUUGCAUAAUCAGCUGGCUUGGCGCUCAAUAAUCAUAUGCUUGGUAGCUUCUCCAACUGCGUUUGUAGAGACAAGAGCUUUACUGCACAACUGGUUUCUCUUGACGGGUCUGGAUUAUAUAUUGGAGGUUAAAGCAGCAAUUGUAGGAGCAGUGCUUGAUGUACUUUCCAAGCCUAUGGGGUGGGGUCUGUCAAUGGAAUUGGGACUGAAAUUCCCAUUUUCUUAUGCUUAUUUCCUAAACGUACAUCAAGACUUGUUGUCCAUCCUUACUGGUCCUAUUUCUGGUGAAAGAUUUUUGGAUCUAGUUCACCAUAUUUUGAUGGCAUCUUCUUCUGUGGAAAAACACAUAUGCCCGUCACAAUCUUCAAAUAUCAUUUCUGAACACGGAGUAUUUGAUUAUACAACAGUAGCUUAUAACUCAACCUGGACACUAUUGAUGGAUUUCCCUGUUUGGUUCUAUUAUGCAACUGCACUGGUGUUUUGUCAAAAAGAUUCUCUUGAUUCUGUCCUGUCAAGAGGUAUGCAUGCUGAGGCUGCCGGCAGUAAGGAGCUACAUGAAGCUGCAGUUUUAUUUAUUUCUUGGGUUCUAUGCCCAUUGAAUCAGGUGCACUUUGAUAUGCUUGUUAACCUUUUAAGUGACAUAUCUAGGUUAUGGGCCUUUAAUUAUCUAGCAAAUAGUGGCUAUGAGCAACGGCCUUCCUCAGAUACCCAUAACAAAACUUCACGCGGCAAGAGACUCAGAAUUUCUAAAAUGAGCACUUUUGAAAAGUCUCAUACAGCUCGACCUCAUGACAGCAGCUUGAUUGGAAUGUGGCUGACUGAAUUCCAGUCUCAUUGUGCUCAAUUUUUUUCUAAAUUUUCUGAAGGAAAGCCAAGACAAUCUUCUAGUCAGGAACCAAAUUUGUUACUGAGAAAGGUUCCCCUUGGCAUAUUAAUAUCUUGCCCUAGUGAUCUAGAUGAAAAGGGAAGUGAGCUGGUGCUACACUAUGCAUCCACCGGUAAAAUCCUAAAUCUGGAAAGGAGGCAGAAGAAGACUAACUGCCAUCAUAGUUAUGAUAAUCACGCUUUGUGCUCUGGAGAGAUUUAUGGAAAUUGGGCUCUCGAUGGUGCUUGUCUAGUGUUAAAUCUGAUGGAUAUAGUGGAGGAUAUAUCUGUCUUCUGGUUUGACUGUGAAGAGGCUCGGUUUGAUUUUGUUAGUCAUGCGAAAGGCAAUGCCUCUUCAUACUUGCUUCACUGUGUGAAGGUACUUCUGAAUCUCCAAUUGGAUCUGUUCCAGAGUGAUGACUCUCGAGGAAGAGAUGCAUUGCUGGAUCUGUAUUGGAGGUUAAUGCACUGGAAGGAUGAAUCUAAACAACCUUUUGAGGAAUGUAGAUUAUUUGAUGACUUUGUUGAUAAUUUUGCAAGGAGGUUUAGUUUAUUUGGUUAUCAAGACAAAAAAGCUUCGGAAGAUCCGGAUUUCUGAUUAUUGUUCAGUAUCUCUUAAGAUGUGAAAGUACUUGGAUUUGCCAAAUUAUACUUUGGAGUUGCCUCCUGCAAGGUGGGCGUUACAAUUGAGGGCCCAUAUAUUGAUUGUUCAGUUGAGUGCUGGGUUUAACUUAUCAAAUUUGUGGUUUGAUUACUAUGAAGCUGUUUGCCUUUGAUCAGAGUAUCAGGGAACUGCCAUUCUUUGCUUUGCAGAUGGUGUACAUUUGUGAAGAUAAAUGGACCAGGUUUGAUGUUCAUAACUUCCUUCUCUCUCUAUCUAAAGUAUUGGAGCCAUCAACCUAAUUGGAGCAGUGUAUGUGUUUUGUUAUUAAUCUUAUCCAUUCUUACUUGCACAAACCAGCUCAUACCGUACAUAUGACAAUUUAAUGUGAGGGAUGAUAAACCUAUAACGCGGAAGAAUCUUUGAUCUGGCUAGAUUUUCAUUUCAGUUUCCUCUGACAUCUUCGAUCUGGCUA